AUGUGUAUUGAUGAGGAAUACUUUCUCGAUGGAGAUAUUGAUUGUCAAGAUCAAUCAGAUGAACAACGUCAUUCAAUUUAUGCUGUUACAAGCUUAUGUUUCGCUCGGCCCAAAUUGGAUUGCGAUGAAAGAAUAUUAGAAAAAAAAGACCAAAUUUCGUGCGGUGAUGGAUCACACGUAUCUUUUAAACAACAAUAUCGACAAGCGUCAAUGUCCACUACUCUUCAAACUUGCUACUCAUUUCGCGAGAGACAAUGGAAAUGUGAACUAAAUUAUCGAGAGAUCAUGUGGACAAAUCCAGAGAAUGGCCAUUGUUUUGACUAUGUUGAUAACACAACAAAUGUGCUAAAAGAAAAAAAUGAUUGUAUCUUCAUUCACAAAUGUGCAUUAACUAGACAAGGUCAACAUUAUUUGUGUCCGUGUACAGGUAAUGGUUGUCGUACUCAUUUCUAUCGCUACUGUGGUUCAAAUAAUGUCUCAUUAUUUGCUUAUCCGUCUGGACGUAUAUUCACGCCAUUUGUUGAGACUUAUUACAAAAGCAAUGAGCACAAUUUUGAUCGUAAUAAAUGGCCAGAUGCUUUUAUUUUCACUCGUAGUAUUAAAUGUAAUAAUGAAAUGCGAGCAACGCCGGAUAUAACAAACCAGAAAGAUUGGCUCCACACGGAAGAUGUAGUAGUCAGAUCUGUAAGAGUAUAUAGUGCUCAUCCAUUAGAAGUGCUUUUGUGUAAGAGGCAUGAAUCUAUCAAUGCGAAUCAAACGAACUAUGGAAUUUGUUGGAAUGACUCGUAUCCCAAUCAAGCUAAACAUUGCCCAGAUUCAAUACCAUAUAAUUGUAUCUCAAAAUAUCAUGUCAAAGAUGGCUUUCAUGAUUGUGCACGUGGGGGAGAUGAGACAAUGGAUAAUUGGUUUGAAGAUUAUUCAUCAAUUCAGAAACAUCGUCUUCGAUGUUCAGAAACUGAACAAACUUGUUUGACAGUCUUGUCAAUUGGAGAUAAUCGUCCCGGUUGUGUCAUCAAAAUAUUAGCUCUACUCGUUUUGAUCAUCAAUGAUACAGCAACAGUUCUCGAUCGUCAUGAAGUUCAUUUUAUAUCAGCGCUUGACAAUUUUAAAGAGAAACAGAAAUUCUAUUUUGUUUAUCCUCAACCUCAUCAAUUACGAUCAAGUACGCAUCGUUAUACAGUUCGUUUCGAAGCAUAUCAAUUGAAUGAAGAUGAGAGUAUUGAAUUUCUAGCUGUUUGGAUCUAUCCAGUUCCAUUUAAUUUUUUGCCAUCACAACGUCUCGCUAAAGUGUUAAAAUAUACUCAACAAGCACAACUCGAACCAAACCAUACAUGCUUAUCAAAAACCAAACCAUGCUUGAAUGAAGGCAGGUGUCAUCCAAUUAUGAAUAAGUUGAGCGACAUUCAUUCAUAUUGGUGUGAAUGUGGAAACAGUUCAUAUGGUUCUCAUGGUGAAUUCAAAGAUCAAUCUUGUUUUAUCAUUCCAACAAAACUGUGA
Molecule: messenger RNA, 1497 nt
Organism: Rotaria sp. Silwood1
Lineage: Eukaryota; Metazoa; Rotifera; Eurotatoria; Philodinida; Philodinidae
Source: the annotation of a GenBank genome assembly